GUUCUGGUGGAUAUGGUGGAGGUUUCAACAUGAAUCCAAUGGCUCUGGCUGGAAUGAUGAGCAUGUUCAUGAAUCAAAUGGGAGGCAUGGGCAAUAUGGGUGGUGGUGGCAUGGGUAAUAUGGGUGGUGGUGGUGGCAUGGGUAAUAUGGGAAUGGAUGCAAGGGGUAGUGGUGAUGGGAUGGGUGGUCGUGGUGGUGAUUCAUAUAGAGGACCAUCAAGCACUAGUGAUGGUUACAAAUCAAAUACUUACCCUAGUGGAAAUGUCAACACCAGUACUCCGAGUGCAAGUGAUGCUGCUGCUCUUGGCUAUGGUGCUCAGAAUUCGUCCAUGUAUGGUGAUCAGGCGGCAGGUAGUAUGGGAGAUAUGUCAGCGUAUGCUAAUGCUAUGAGUGCAAUGUUUGGUGCUGCAGGUGUGAAUCCAGCAAAUGUUCAGGCUGCAUUGUACAGUGCAUAUGGUACUGGUACUGGUGGUGCUAGUAGUGGUCAACUGGGUGCUUAUGACCAGUCUUCCUCUGCCUAUGGUCCCGCAAGGAACACAUCAACUCCUAUAAAUCGAGGAUAUAAACCAUAUUGA
This is a messenger RNA of Paramuricea clavata, 575 nucleotides long. Lineage: Eukaryota; Metazoa; Cnidaria; Anthozoa; Malacalcyonacea; Plexauridae. The record is from the annotation of a GenBank genome assembly.